AUGUGCAAAAUGACGCUUCGUGUGCCCUCUUUCACUUUGUUAGCGAGGAUACACUUUUGGGUGACACUGGACUACCUAGCCAGAUGCCACCUGUCCCAUCUCACCCGCUUCCGGCACAAAAGGCGGCACGAGCGGGGCGUGGGGGUGAGCGACUCGCUUCUGCUACGGCUGAUGCUGCUCUGGCCGGGGCUGGAGGAGCUGGUGCUGGUGGAUAAGGCAGAAGAGGGCGUGGGGCAGGGCAGAGCAGAAGAGGAGCUGGUGCUGGUGGAUAAGGCAGCAGAGGGCGUGGGGCAAGGGGGAGUAGAAGAGGUAAGCGCGGUUCAGUGCGGUGGAGUGUGGUUAAAUGAGAUUCACCAGUUUGGGUUUGAGCUCACAUCCCUCACUCUCAGCCUGCCCUCCCUCUCUGCCUCUAAAAUCUCCUCUGAAAUGGCCCUUAUGCUAGUGGCCAGUGCGUGCACCAGUUUCACCCACCUCGACCUCUCCAAUUUCAUAUGCAUGUCCGACCCGCCUCUGCACGAAUUCGUCUUGCGCUGCCCCUCUCUCGCCCAUCUGUCCUUAGCCGGUGCACCCAUCUCCGAUGCCUGUUUGGACGUCAUAGCCUCGCACUUUCUCCUUCCCCACAUUUUCGCCUCGUUUUCUCUCUCUCCUGUGUUCUCUUCCCAUCCCCAGCGCUGCCCCUCUCUCGCCCAUCUCUCCCUAGCCGGUGCGCCCAUCACCAAUGCCUCCUUGGACCUCAUUCCUUAUCUCUGUCCUUGUUGCCCUCCCGUCUAUUCUGUUAUCUCGCCCACCCCCAUUAGCAGCGCUGCCCCUCGCUCGCCCAUCUCUCGCUAG
Molecule: messenger RNA, 831 nt
Organism: Closterium sp. Naga37s-1
Lineage: Eukaryota; Viridiplantae; Streptophyta; Zygnematophyceae; Desmidiales; Closteriaceae
Source: the annotation of a GenBank genome assembly